Molecule: messenger RNA, 357 nt
Organism: Aphanomyces astaci
Lineage: Eukaryota; Oomycota; Saprolegniomycetes; Saprolegniales; Verrucalvaceae
Exons: 2
Coding region: 1-357 (118 amino acids)
Source: RefSeq, a predicted model, not a curated record
AUGAGGACGACCCUCACGUUUCAGGCCGAGGAGCAACUGCUGCAUUGGGUCAUUGACAUGCGAAAGGAUGGGGUCCCUGUGACGCACAGCAUGCUCCGCAUCAUGGUGUUGGAAGCUGCAAUCGACUUGGGCCAUGAAGACCACGAGACGGUCCGGCGGUGCUUGAAUCCUUCACGCAGCACGUUCAAACCAUCGUGCUGGAACAACAUCGACUGCGUCUACUACGCCGACCAAACGAGGGUGAACUAUGAGUACCUUCCAACGAAGACCUUGAAUCCCACCGGCGACAAGACGAUCUGGGUCAAGUGCGUCGGAAAAACGAAGGAGCGUGUGACCGCCAUGCUCUUGGCGGACUGA